GGAUACAAGCGGGAAAGGACGUUAAAAGCUGCGAGUUUUAAAUGGUGUGUGUGUGUCUUCAACUGUAUAAAACAUUACUGUAAUUCUGUCUUUAAUGCUAAAUUUGUUGGCGCUUCAGUGAAAAAGUGUUGGGAUUUUUUUAUCGGGGCCGUUCGUCAAUACUUUUCACUCUUCGCUCUGCUUAAAGUUAUCAGAGUUUUCGUCUUGAUAAGGUCAGAAAUUGAUGUUUGUGUGUGAAUUUUAUGUCAUUUGUUUGAAGUUAAUUCUCGCCAAGUCACACAAUUAGUUGCCCGACGAGUAGUAAACUGGAUGUUUUCCUUAGAAAGCCAGCCAAGAUAUUUCGGGAAGUGUGUCAGCACCGUUGGACACAAUUCGCCACGCGGGGGUGGUGGGGCUGUGGGGCUUGGCCCCCUCCCCCACAGAAAAGUUGACUAUGAUCCGACAAUCUAGCCUCACCAGGCUGGGGGUCAUGAUCAACACUGCUGUCAAUAAAGGAAAAAAUAAUUCUGGGAACGGUGACAUUCAAUGGUGUUUUUCUCAGGUGAAAGGGACGCUCGACGACGACGUUACCGAAGCGGACAUCAUAUCAUGUGUGGAAUUCAACCACGAUGGAGAUCUUCUGGCCACUGGGGACAAGGGAGGAAGGGUUGUCAUCUUUCAAAGAGAUCCAAUUAGUAAAAAUUGCAUUCCAAGGAGAGGAGAGUACAAUGUGUACUCCACCUUCCAAAGUCAUGAGCCUGAGUUUGACUACCUCAAGAGUUUGGAGAUAGAAGAAAAAAUUAAUAAGAUUAGAUGGCUCAAGCGGAAAAACCAAGCCCAUUUUCUCCUAUCCACUAAUGAUAAAACAAUAAAGUUAUGGAAAGUGUCGGAGCGAGACAAGAGAGUUGAGGGUUACAACACCAAAGAGGAGAAUGGCCAAGUUAGGGAUCCCACAAAUGUUACUGCAUUGAGGGUACCGGUGAUAAAGCCAAUGGAGCUGAUGGUUGAAGCAUCCCCACGGAGGAUAUUUGCCAACGCUCACACAUACCACAUAAACUCCAUCAGUGUAAACAGUGACCAAGAGACUUAUCUGUCUGCGGACGAUCUCCGGAUCAACCUGUGGCAUCUGGAGAUCACAGACCAGAGCUUCAACAUCGUAGACAUCAAGCCGAGCAACAUGGAGGAGUUGACAGAAGUGAUCACUGCAGCUGAGUUCCAUCCCCAGGAGUGUAACUUGUUUGUGUACAGUAGCAGUAAAGGGACAAUACGCUUGUGUGAUAUGAGACAGGCAGCACUUUGUGAUAGACAUUCUAAAUUAUUUGAAGAACCUGAAGAUCCUACAAAUCGCAGUUUCUUCUCUGAAAUCAUAUCCAGUAUUUCUGACGUGAAGAUUUCAAAUUCCGGCCGAUACAUGAUCUCAAGAGAUUACCUUUCCGUUAAGGUUUGGGAUCUUCACAUGGAAACAAAACCCAUAGAGUCGUUUCCGGUUCACGAGUAUUUGCGUUCCAAACUAUGCUCGCUGUACGAGAACGACUGCAUUUUUGACAAGUUUGAAUGCUGUUGGAGUGGCAACGACUCAUGCAUCAUGACUGGCUCAUACAACAACUUCUUCCGCAUGUUUGACAGAGGCACCAAACGGGAUGUCACUUUGGAGGCUGCUAAGGAGAUAGCUAAACCCAAAACUGUCUUAAAACCAAGGAAGGUAUGCACUGGAGGCAAGCGAAAGAAGGACGAGAUCAGUGUGGAUUGCCUGGACUUCAACAAGAAGAUCCUACACACAGCCUGGCAUCCCUCUGAGAACAUAAUAGCAGUGGCAGCCACCAACAAUCUGUUCCUACUGCAGGACAAGUUGUAGCCCCAGGCUCUCACCUGCCUCCCCCUGCCUCUGGGGUAAACCAAGGCAGUGUCAAAGUGGGAGGAGCUCGAUGCGCGGAUCGCGCGAAGCCUUAAGAAAUACACACUCUGGUGACAUUUGGGCUUCCAGUGCCAUGGGUGUCGCACUCGUCUGUGUGGUACAAGGGAUUAGCUUGUUUUGUGCCUUAGUUUGACAAAUAAAUAAAGCUAAUCUGUUUUUCCUUCUGGUAGAUAACUAAACAAGCAUAAGCUUUAACUGUGGCAUAUUUCAAUGUUGCGGUGUUGAAUAUAUUAUUAUGACAACUACUAUAAACAGUGCAGCUAAUUUAAUAUUUGACUCCCAGUUAAAUUUAUACUGUUGUGUACACAUAUUUAUUUUUGAGGUUAUGUGACCUAUAUAUAUGAAAUAGUAUUUUUAUAAAUUAUCUUGUUUUUAAGUAGCAUACACAUUUUUUACGCACAAUUGAAUCGUAGUGUUACCUCAGUACCACACAGAUGGAAUGUUGACCGCUCGGACAGAACAAAUCUCGAGAAUCAAAAUAACUCACAUGUGCGUUGUGUGAAGGUAUUGACCAAACAGUGACUUCGAGUGGAUCGAAACAUUGUUGUUGUUGAUUAUUGUAUAUUUGCGACCUUAAAAGUUAUUCAUUUCAUUUCUUAGGUUUAUGUGCAUCACAGAUGUAUUUAUAGAUAAUUUUAUAAUAUAUAUUUUCUUAGGAAACGAAUUAAAACCUGUGAAUGCUUUGUAUGUUAAUUUAAUAAGUUUUAUGGUACUCUCACUAAAAUUUCAUGAUCACAAUGUACGAAUAAACCUAUCCAUUGCCUGUCUUCUUUUAACUAUAGUAGAUUUUGUAAUCUUAUUACUGGAAAGAAAAUUUACUUGUAAAGAAAAGUUUGCUAUUUGUAAGAUUUCAGCAAUAAAAUGCAAUAAAUUAUAUAAAAUUUACUUAAACCUAGACUGGUAUUUUGUUUUAGCUUUAUUGUUUUUAAGUAUUUUCGUACUCUGCUUUAUUUUAUGUUUAAAAUAUAGCCAUGUAUACAACUAAUUGAGACAUAUUAUGAAUAUAUUUAAUGAUGUGUGAUUUUUAAUGUACUUUGUUUAAUAUUUGUAUGUUAGAGCAGAAAAGAUUUUAUAUGACAAAAAGUGCUCAAUUUAAUUGAAUUUCAUUUAUUGGUAUUAGAUUGUUUUGUGAAUUGUGUACAUAUGUAAUAUUUUAGUGUUAGGAAGACAUUUUAGUAUUAAAAUUAAUUCUUUUUUUUUACUUAAUUGUAUUAAAAGACCCCAGUCUUUUAUUUAUUCCCCUACAAGCUUUCAAGAUACAGGUAAUAUUACUUCAUGUCAAAUUGCAUACAAUACUUGAUUGUUUACAUGUUACAUUUAUAGUACCGUUUUCUUUUUGUAUAGUUUUUGGUUAUUUCUCUUGUUUUGUAUUCAUACAAGUAAUAUCUUACUAAGGGUUUUAUCUGUAGUUGAAAACCUUCCUUGACAUGACUGCAGUAAAUUGCAAAUGAACUGUCUAGUGAAACUAUUUUCUCCUGAUGCUGUUUUAGCAGACAACAAGAAAAAUUACAUUUAAACUAAGGAGUUAACAACUCUCAAUUUAAGUAAGAAUUUGAAAUUCGGUCUAUAAAUUUUAAUCAGUACUGCUGGUGUCUUAAUUACAUGUUAUUGUUAUAAAGGAAAAUUUAUUUUGUAAAAUUGUAAAUAUUUAGUUGUAGGCAAUGUUUCAUUAACUACCAACUCGAAGGCUGGAUACGUGAUUUUGUAUAUUUGUAAUUGAUCUAGUUUAUUUUACAUUGUGGUCAUGAAGUGUCUCUGUUAGUAGUUUAUCGUAAUAUUUGUGGUUUUGUAUCAAACAAAAUUAUGAACAAAUGUAUUAUGGUUCAAAAUAAUGCUUGUUAUGGUAUAACCUCAUUUACCACAGUUAAAAACACUUUUUAAGAUCUCUAUUUUUAAUAUGUUGUAAAUUUUAGUUACUGUUUUGGUUUUUUUAUAUCUCCGGUGCUACUGAAGCAAAUUUAUCUGCUUUAGCUUCAUCUCAAUGAUAAGUAUUUAAGUACUCAUAUUUAAAAGUAUAUUAAACUGUCUGGCUGCACUUGGGUACAGAACAUUACAAAAUCUAGUAAUUUCAAUUUAAAUUCCACAAGAAAAGUUAUACUAAUUUAUUUUUCUCAAUAAAACAAAAUAUAAAUCACA
Messenger RNA from Macrosteles quadrilineatus (aster leafhopper), 4030 nucleotides. It is a transcript of the gene tws, whose product is annotated as protein phosphatase PP2A 55 kDa regulatory subunit. Bases 434 to 1834 code for a protein of 466 amino acids. Gene Ontology annotation, biological process: peptidyl-serine dephosphorylation. Gene Ontology annotation, molecular function: protein binding; protein phosphatase regulator activity. Gene Ontology annotation, cellular component: protein phosphatase type 2A complex; cytosol. NCBI's taxonomy places the organism in Eukaryota, Metazoa, Arthropoda, Insecta, Hemiptera, Cicadellidae. The transcript is spliced from 11 exons. The record is from RefSeq and is a predicted model, not a curated record.